Molecule: messenger RNA, 1284 nt
Organism: Alternaria incomplexa
Lineage: Eukaryota; Fungi; Ascomycota; Dothideomycetes; Pleosporales; Pleosporaceae
Exons: 2
Coding region: 1-1284 (427 amino acids)
Molecular function (GO): nucleic acid binding
Source: RefSeq, a predicted model, not a curated record
AUGGCGAUCCCCAACUACGAUGAUGGUGCAUCAUCAUCAUCUGACUCCGUCGACAGCGAUGUCGGCAUCAAGUGCAGCGACUGCAAGCGCACCUUCCGCUCCCUGGGCCACUACAACAACCACAUGCUAGGUUGCACUCCUGUAUCGACGACCCCACAAGUCCGCGAGGUACUCCCAGCUACCGCAUUGGGUAGCUCUUCAGUCACCAUAAACCAGAUAAGGGCUGCAAACGCACCUGUACUGGCACCCAGAGCACCGAUUUCGUCUAAUGUAUCCUCCACGCAUACCAGCAAUGCGGCUGCUUUUGUGUGCAAUAACCGCGGUUGUGAUCGCUCCUUCAGGUCCGAAGCCGGCCUAAAACAGCACAAGCAGGACGCCCACGGUAUUGGAGGGCAGCCACUGAACUUGGCUGGCGGCGACUCAUGGAUGCUCAGCAACCGCGAGCGAGAACGGAUGCGCCAAGAAGGUCUGCUUCAACAACCUACUUCCUCUCGGGGUCGCGGCGGCCAAGGAGGUCGUCCAGCCCCUCGUGGAGCACCUUCCCGUCCUCGGGGGGCUCCCUCUUCAACAAGACCAUCUGCACAACAACAGCAAUCUGCCUUCGCCCGUCCAAUGCCACAGCAAACUCGCUUAGCAGUUCAAAUGCCUCCUGCUCCCAUCAGCACGAACAUGGGCGGCGUUGCGGAGCUUGAGCAGGCCAAGUCCAUCCAGGCAAAGACCCAACGGUUGCUCAUCCAAUCAGACGUCUUCAUCCUACAUGAUGGAAAGGUCAACGCUUGCGAUAUUAUGUGGACUCGGAUCGGUGUCGCCAAACAGUACGAUGUGGUUACGAUGCUGGACGGCAUGUGCCAUCUCCCAAAAAUGCUGCAAGGCGAAUACAUACCUCCUCCAAAGGCAUUGAAAGAAGAAUACAAGGCCACGUAUUUGUCAAGCGACUUCAAAGCCUCCCCCGAAUGCAACAUGGUCAAACCAGGUCUUGGCGCAGUCGCGAUCUCAUGCAGCAAAAUCCUGCUAGCAAACGGCUGCCCCGAGGUCGUCAAGAUAGCAGCUGUUGAUCUGAUCACCCGCCGAAUCCUUAUGAACCACCUUGUCUGUACUGAUCCGCACGCGAAAGUCAAAGAUUGGUACUCCCCGGUCACCGGAUUGUUUAGUUGGGGCGACAUGGAGGGAGCUCGAAAAGCCGGGUACAAGAUCUUCAAGGGCUGGGCGGCAGCACGGGACGCGCUACACAGGUUCGUCGACAAGGAGACCAUCAUCGUUGGCUGCAACCUGCGUUCGGAUUAG